UGUAUAAGUCAUGAUUCUCCCAGAUGCGCUUUACUUUUCCCCGUCUCCAACAACCGCUUCGAUUAUGGAGAUCGCCGCGGCGGAGAGGAGGAGGAGGAAGCGUGAACCGGGCGACGCAGUGGGCGCGGAACGGCCGGCAGCUCGGCGACGCUCGGCGACGACGGAGGACGUCACGGACGACGAGGUCGAGGAGUUCUUCGCCAUCCUCAGCCGGAUGCGCGAGGCGACCCGGUUACUUGCCCCGAGCGCCGCCGCGGGCAGGGAGGCGGCGAAGGCGGAGUCCGCUCCGCGGUGGCGGCCGGCGUUCGAGCGCGAGGACUUCGAGGAGGCAGGCGCAGCAGAGUCCGCCUCGCGGCGGAGGGACCGGAGGAGCGUGGCGAGCGAGGGGUGGGAGAGAUCGAGGAAGGCGGCGGCGGAGAGGGAGGACGGCUACGACGAGGAGGAAAGGGUGGCGGAGAACGGAACGGCAGGGCGCUCCCUCGAUCUGAACGAGGAGCCAGCUGGCGAUGAGUGACGUGACUGAUUGCAUCGGUGAGUCUGCUUUCCGGUGUCUGCAUCGCUCGAAUGCAUAUCGAACUUAUGGAGUAAUUUUUCGUCAUGUAAUUUGUUUAAAUCCCGCGCAAUAUGUAAAAUUAAAAAAUCUAUGCAAAAUUGUCAUAAUUAUAAUCU
Molecule: messenger RNA, 669 nt
Organism: Zingiber officinale
Lineage: Eukaryota; Viridiplantae; Streptophyta; Magnoliopsida; Zingiberales; Zingiberaceae
Product: protein NEGATIVE REGULATOR OF RESISTANCE-like
Exons: 1
Coding region: 11-514 (167 amino acids)
Biological process (GO): regulation of systemic acquired resistance
Source: RefSeq, a predicted model, not a curated record